Molecule: messenger RNA, 234 nt
Organism: Sclerotinia sclerotiorum 1980 UF-70
Lineage: Eukaryota; Fungi; Ascomycota; Leotiomycetes; Helotiales; Sclerotiniaceae
Exons: 1
Coding region: 1-234 (77 amino acids)
Source: RefSeq, a predicted model, not a curated record
AUGUCUGACCACGCUUCCGAAACUUCCGAUGACUCAGCUUCUGGGAGCAAAGAUGACCACGGUCAUUUAACUAUCUCUGAUCCUAUAAAAUCCGCAAGCAAUUCCAUCGAAAUAACAGCAUAUUGCGAGGAAAACCCGAGCACCGCCGGGGCUCCAUCCAGCGUGAAAGAGAGUGACUUUCUAAAGACGGACAAGCAGAUUCAAGAUGAGGGAUUGUCGUUUUGGGCGAAUUAG